Molecule: messenger RNA, 210 nt
Organism: Rotaria socialis
Lineage: Eukaryota; Metazoa; Rotifera; Eurotatoria; Philodinida; Philodinidae
Source: the annotation of a GenBank genome assembly
AUGACAACUCCAACAAUAAAAACAUGUUGGCCAGAAUUAGUAGGUAAAACAGCUGAUGACGCUGUGCAAUUGAUUAAAGAAGAAUCUGGUCUAUCGAAAAUUCAUGUAUGUGGACCGGGUUCAAGAACUACCCGAGAUAUUGAUGAUGAACGUGUUCGUGUUUAUGUCGAUGAACACAAUAGAGUAACCAGUAAACCGACUAUUGGAUAA